Molecule: messenger RNA, 1361 nt
Organism: Didymella exigua CBS 183.55
Lineage: Eukaryota; Fungi; Ascomycota; Dothideomycetes; Pleosporales; Didymellaceae
Exons: 5
Coding region: 115-954 (279 amino acids)
Source: RefSeq, a predicted model, not a curated record
CAACUACUCACAGGAGUGUAUCGGCGCUCAAACGGAUUCUUCAGCGCUGCAGAGUCCUUUGAUCAGGAUGGACACCUUGAGUCUUCCUACACGUGGUUCCGCGUCUUGGUCAAAAUGGCUGCUCACGAUGCCAGCUCAAGCUACGCCUGGCACGAGAUGACCUUCUGUUCCCGGUGGUUUUCCGGUCGUUGCGCGAUCCUGUGCAUUGGUGCAUCUUCUUUGUUUGGGGCGCAGCUUCAAGAUGCUCUUGAUCGACUAGAGACAACACUGUCGCCUGAGGAGCUGUACUCGCUGCAUGUACCCCUCCUAGAGGCAGUGGUCUCUAUGCACGACUCAUCUGUAUGGUCCGUGCGCGACGUUGUGCGGGCUGUCGAGAAAGACCGCUCACUUCCAGCCCGCGGAUCCCACGGCUUUCUCAUGAUGCACGAGGCAGCACGUCACGCCAUCCAUUCUUUUGAGACGCUUAGCAUAUCUGUCGAGACGGUAGAAGCUAUGCAGCAACAUGUCGUGUAUCUUGCGGGCAAGAGCAAGCAGCCAAGCAGAGGCGGGCCGGAAGCGUCACACCGAUUACGCAUGCACAUGGACGCCCAGGCGCGGAUGCUUCGCAACUUGCUCCUGCGAUCGCUGUCAAACAAAGAGCGGCUGCAAAACGAGAUUGCUCUUGCGUACAACACGAUCGCCCAGCGAGACAGCCAGGUCAUGACGGGGCUGGGAGAGGCAGCGAGGCGUGACAGUGGUGCCAUGAGGACGAUUGCAGUAGUGACGAUGGCUUUCCUACCUCCAACCUUCUUGUCGGCGAUCUUCAGCAUGAGUUUUUUCGACUACACGCCCGGGCAGGGCAGUAGUGGAUGGUCAGUGUCUGACAAGUUCUGGGUGUACUGGGUAUGUGCCGUGCCGCUGACGUGCCUGACACUACUCAUCUGGUACUGGCGACAGAGACGAGUGAAGGCGUGAAGAUAGUGCCGUGCCGCCCAGUCUAUUGGAACAGCGGCGAACUACAAGCUUAUAGGUGGGGGCUGAGACUGUAAGGGUUACUGCUUUAAUACAUGCACCUGACCAAAGCAGUACAUUGCCCUGGUUGCAUCCUUGCCUACAUCAGUGUUCUAAAGGUUGCCUGCCACCCUGGAAGUAUGGGGAGGAGACAACUGGCAGUGAUAUCCUCAUUGCACUUGCUGCAUCAACAAUCACUUUUCGGAAACGGAGAUCGUAGCCUCGUCUGUUCCUACGGCCGACCACAUUAUUCACCGAUUUGCUGCAGCCAGUCAGUCUACAUGGGCUACGUGAUCAGCAGUGUGUUGCAAUGUGACGAAUCAUAACAUGCUGGGAUUCGGCAAGAUUGGGCGCCAUGAUGAAGAAGGGUC